Molecule: messenger RNA, 990 nt
Organism: Aaosphaeria arxii CBS 175.79
Lineage: Eukaryota; Fungi; Ascomycota; Dothideomycetes; Pleosporales
Exons: 2
Coding region: 114-638 (174 amino acids)
Source: RefSeq, a predicted model, not a curated record
GAACAUUCACCACGAUCCAUCGUAAACAAUAAACACCCCAACCUCACCACCUCCGUGACCGCUACCCUACUCCACUCCACUCCACCUCACUCCACCCGCAUCCCGCAUCGGCCAUGGCAGACCAAAUCCAGCAAGCUCUGUCCAUCCUCUCGCGCAUAGCUUUCUACACCUCCUGGCCCUUCGUCAAGCUCGCCCACCUCCUCACAUUUAUCCUCUCGCCCUUCUGGAGGAUCGCACAAUUCUUCCUGUUGCCAUUCACCGUGCUCGUGCAGGGCUUGCUUGGCAUUCUAUUGCUACCGUUCCGAUUGAACCUCCUGGAGCGAUUCGAGACAAUCUACAUAUACCUCGGAAUCGCAAGCUUGAUCGGCUUCGCAGCUGGCGCGGCCCUCUACGUCACGUUCCAUGUACUCUCCACCACGCUGAGAAUCGACACCGCAACGGAACUCGAGGACAGGAAACAUGCGAAUGCGAGGACAAUUGAAGCGUACCGGGCGGAAAGGAAGUCGAAGCGGAGGAGAAGUGGGAAGGAUGUCUUGUCUAUUUCGCCGACUAUUACCAGCGGAGAGGCUGUGAUGGCGCGGAGACAGCGGGGAUUGUUGUCCCAGACGAUUAUCGAAGAGGAGGAUUCGGAUUUUUGAGGCGCGAGAGUGAUCCAUGAUGGCCAAUUCAUUGACAUGGAUCCCAAGAGGGUUGUGAUGGUCAUGGAUACCCUCAUGAUUCUAAUAACCUCGAGUUCAUUUGCGCAUGCGACCCUUGCGCUGCAUUGCAAGCACACUCUACCUUACAGAUCCACUCAUCAAAACAAAAGAAGGAGGACUACCAAAGCAACAGCAUGAUUUACACAUCCGAAGGAUAUAGAUCAUGGUUCCUCCUGUACGGUUGUGGUGCUUGUUUCGCGCCCUUCCAUCAGCUCUUUGAUCAAUAAUUCGAGGAAGCUUGAAAGUAUCGAUCAGUAGAUACACCCUGGCCUGGCUUCAUUCAUCUUUACAA